This is a messenger RNA of Lodderomyces beijingensis, 927 nucleotides long. The record is from the annotation of a GenBank genome assembly. NCBI's taxonomy places the organism in Eukaryota, Fungi, Ascomycota, Pichiomycetes, Serinales, Debaryomycetaceae.
AUGUCCUUCGCUAAUAUCGAUCUCGAGGCUCAGAGGCAGCCGCUUCUUAAGUCCGACCAGCCCACGGCAACUUAUGCAUCCGACGACGCACACGACGAAAACGGACAGGUUCCCGGCUCCAACACCUUAGAUUUUGUUAUCCAAAAGACUUCCCGUCUGUUGCAGGGCUUCAGCCAGUCGUUGUCGCAAUUCGACUCGCAGCGGAGGCAACUCGGCACCAAAAGAGACUCGCUCGAGCUCCGCACAAACACCGAUGCCUUGCAGAGUAACAUCUCGAAGCUUCAGAGGGCGAUCGAGACCCUCAUUGGGGAAUUGUCUCUCUUGAUGAACAAGUCGGCGGAGAGGAGCGCUAGUGGCGGUAGCAAUGCGAUGCAAGUUUCGGGCCGGCAAAUCAUCAUGAAGGAAAGACUAACCGCCGAAUUCCACGAACUUGUCAAGAAGUUUGCCAAGUUAUCCAAAUUAUACGCCGACAAAAAGCGAGUGACGCCCGUGGCUGAUGCAGUAGCGAACCAAGAAAACAACAACUCAAGCGGGGACGCAAGUGGGAGCCUGAGUAAGCAACAACACCAGCAGCAAGUUCAGCUUUUGGAGCAGGAGCAGGAGGAUCCUGAUAUAGUCGAGCAAACGGAAUUGCAGUACCAUCUACUACUAACUGAAGAAAGGAACCAGGAAAUCCAGCAAGUGGCAGAUGGUAUUAUGGAGGUGAACUCGAUAUUCAAGGAUCUAGGCCAAUUGCUAAACCGUCAAGGAGAGCAGAUCAACACCAUCGAGGAUAACAUUCUUCAACUACACGGCCACACGCAACAAGCAGACAGGGAGCUACAAAAGGCGAAUGCAUACCAACGGAAAAGAGGCAAGUGGUCUUGCAUUUUGCUAGUUGCUGUGUCCAUAUUCCUAUUAGUGGUGAUUCUUGCAGUCCUAAGCUAA